AUGCCCUCGACGCUCCUACACCUCAGCGACGAUGUCAUCCGACAUAUUGCUUACUAUGUCCUUCUCGACAAUGAGAUUCCUAUACCAAGCUUCAACCCUCAUUGGGCCAACUUCAAAGAUGAGAUCGACCCAGCCAAUCAAAAGGACUAUAUCUCUCUCAGAUCAUGUUGUAAACGGAUCCGAGAGCUCUGCCCGCUGGUAGGGUUGCACGUCGUCAUGAAGUCUUGGAUGAAAUUACUGAAAUGGUCGGUGGAAGCUCCGUUAGCUGUGAGGAAAGCAGUGAGAAGAAUUAUCAUCGAUAUCGAUCGGCUGGAGCUACCCAACCAGAAAGACCUCGCCAACUACAGCAUCGUAGUUAUUUGGUAUACUCUUACGUCAUUCCUUUGCUCUCUUGCUAAUCUCGAAGAGCUCGUCAUCAGAAAGACUCCCUUAUGUCAACACAGCCCUGCUAGCCUCAAACCAUCAGCGAUUUAUGGACUUGAUUACAUCAAUUUUCUUUCAAAAGUCAAAUCAAUAGCAAUUGAGACUCACUGCCGUCUUUGCUGUGAUCAAAUACCAAAAUUGCUCGUAUCCGCCAUUAACCAUUUAGAACACCUCAAGAUAUCACCUUCGGAGUCGCGUCAGAAGCUUUAUGGUACAGAAAAGGCUCGAUUGAUCAAGACUGAUAACAAUUUCUACAAAAAUAUCCAUACUUUACACCUGAAGACAUUCGUUCUGCUGGAUAAACUCGAAGUGCUAGACCAGAUCUCGAAAAACUGUCCAUCAAUCCGCAAUUUGUAUCUCACAGCAUAUGAUCCUGAUGAUCAUUACCUCGUCGGUUCAUGCACCCUCUUUUGUCAUCAAUCUCUUAGCGCAGGUGAAUGGUCAUUCAAAAUGAACGCGGAAAACUAUUUGGAUCAUUUUGAGCAGGCCGAUCCUGUCAAUGAAUGGGGAAGUGAUCAAACUUUCGACAGAUUCCUAGAAGUCCUAUCUAGAUCUGAAUACCUUGAAGAACUCGACUGCCUUAUUGAUUUUAAGCUGAAAAGGAGAUCACUGGAGCCGCUCUACCCUUCUGAUUCCAAGAAAUCUGAAUACGACCAAUACAAAAACUCACUUCUCUCGUCGAAAUCGAAGUCAGCCGACGAGGGUGACGGUGAUGAGAAGAGUAAAUCAGCAAUGAUCGCUGCCGCCAAGCUCUUUGCGGCAACUGUACCCACAUUGCGUAUAGGAUAUUUCUGGGCAUACAACCCUCAACAUCCCCUAUUUGAAAAGGGAUUUUGGCGAAGAUGGACAUGGACCUGUAACAGAAGUGAGAACGAGGUGACCAUAGAGUUGAAUGACUUGCCAGAAGAGUUCAAGGAUUCCUGGAUGAACAAUGAUACUGGUUCUAGAAAUUGGGACUAUGUGGCACCACAAGGAGAAGACGAGGAUGAUUGA
Kwoniella botswanensis is the source of this 1416-nucleotide messenger RNA. RefSeq lists its product as uncharacterized. NCBI's taxonomy places the organism in Eukaryota, Fungi, Basidiomycota, Tremellomycetes, Tremellales, Cryptococcaceae. Bases 1 to 1416 code for a protein of 471 amino acids. The transcript is spliced from 3 exons. The record is from RefSeq and is a predicted model, not a curated record.